AUGUCCAACCCUCCUGCUCGUGCAGGCCCUGUCAGGCGACGCUCAUCUUUCGCAUAUGAUCCUGCCCGCGACAUCUUCAAGGAGCUGCCCGACACCAUAGCGGAAGCCGCGAUUGCCGAAGACGCAGAAGAGAACUCGAAGGACAAUGUGGCCGUGACAUCGAGUCCAAACGGCCACGACAGUGCGAAUGAUCAGAGCCGAAAGCGGAGGAGAUCGACCUCAGUUGCCGCAGAAGCCGAGGGCAAAGUUACAACAGCUGAAAAGGAUGAUGGGCAGAAGAAGGAGUCCCCCGAGGUCAACAAGCGACGGCGCACUUCAGGCUCGUCGCCGAACGCAGAGAGACCUUCACCGCAGUCACGGGCAAAUGGAGCUGACAAGGACAAACCAGCCCCAAGAACACCGGCAGACUUGCCCCGAAUUCCACGUAAAUCGAGAGAGGAAGGCGAAAUCUCUACAUCACAGCCAGUCCCGUCGGCGUUCAGUCGGCGGCCAGAGCGUGAGGAUACGCGAAGAAAUGGCAAUGUCCGUAGAAGAUCUCGAUCUCCUCGCCGACGGUCUCCCGCGAGCCUGUACAACCGCCGCCGGUCUCCGCCACGGGAACGCCGCAGAUCGCCUUCUCCGAUACGAGACUCUCCUCCUCGUGAAUUCAUUCGUCCCGGCGGCGCUCGUGGUCGAGGCCGCAAUGUGCUUGCUGAACAACAACGUCUGGCCGCCCUGCGAGAACAGCAGAACGGAGACCUAGCCACUCAGACCAAUCGGGGUGUGCAAGAAGUCUCGAACCAAUUCUACAACGCACGACCCGAGUGGGUGAAGGAACGUGGACGCGAGUGGCGCAAGAAUGAGUCGCAAAUCAAAGGCCUACGAAGUUUCAACAACUGGGUCAAAUCCGUGCUCAUCCAGAAAUUCAGCCCAGAGGAAAAAGGAGAGGUCGAGGAGCUCGGUUGGGGCGAAGAGGCCAAGGAACCCGAGAGGCAGAAACCGCUUCUUGUGCUCGACAUCGGCUGCGGCAAAGGUGGUGAUCUCGGCAAAUGGCAAUUGGCGCCCCAGACCGUCGGACUGUACGUUGGCCUUGAUCCUGCCGAACUGAGUAUCCAACAGGCACGCGAACGGUAUCAGCAGAUGCGACGUGGUCGUCGGCCGAUCUUCGAUGCUCGGUUUAUUCCGCAAGACUGCUUCGGCGCCUGGAUCGGCGAUGUAGGCAUCGUCCGGGAAGUCGGGAUCGACCCGAACGCCGGGAGUGGACAGCCCAGUCGCUGGGGCGGUGGCGGCUUCGACGUCGUGGCGGCCAUGUUUACCAUGCACUACGCGUUCGAGUCGGAGGAGAAGGUGAAGAUGAUGCUCCGCAACGUGGCAGGCAGCUUGAAAAAGGGAGGCCGCUUCAUUGGCGUCGGGCCAAACAGCGACGUGUGUGCCGAGAACAUUCGCAAGUGGUUCGCCAACAAGGCAGCCAAAAAGGCUCAGGAACCCGCCCAACAAGAGAACGGUACACCAGUGGCAGCAAAUAAGGAAGAAGGUGAGGCUGCGGAGGAAGAAGAAGAAGAAGGUCCGUCGUGGGGCAACUCGCUGUAUCGAGUCCGGUUCCCUGUCGACCCUCUCCGUCCACUACAGCCCGAUGGAUCGUUCCGGCCGCCGUUCUCUUGGAAAUACAUGUACUGGAUGGCCGAGGCCGUGGAUGUCCCCGAAUUCGUCGUGCCGUGGGAGGCCUUCCGUGCGAUCGCCGAGUCGUAUAACCUCGAACAGCGCUAUCGGAAGCCUUUCCCCGAGAUCUGGGAGUCGGAGCGCGGCAAUCGCGAAAUGAUGGCCCUCGCGAACCGCAUGGGAGUAACGAGAGUCGAAGGCGGCGAGCCGGUCUUGUCGAAAGAGGAAAUGGAGGCCGUGGGAUUCUACCAUGCUUUUUGUUUCGUCAAGGUCUGA
Messenger RNA from Capronia coronata CBS 617.96, 1914 nucleotides. RefSeq names its product mRNA (guanine-N7-)-methyltransferase. Gene Ontology annotation, molecular function: mRNA 5'-cap (guanine-N7-)-methyltransferase activity. Gene Ontology annotation, cellular component: nucleus. Gene Ontology annotation, biological process: 7-methylguanosine mRNA capping. Lineage: Eukaryota; Fungi; Ascomycota; Eurotiomycetes; Chaetothyriales; Herpotrichiellaceae. The transcript has a single exon. The record is from RefSeq and is a predicted model, not a curated record. Bases 1 to 1914 code for a protein of 637 amino acids.